AUGCCCAUUACCUGCAGUUACUGUUGAUAGGAGGCAAUCUUCUCCGUGGCAACCAAACAAAUGCCCUGAGAUGGUAAGUUAGCGGAAACCCCCAGAGAUCCUGACCUGCCACAAUGGGGACAGCGUCUUCCCUGGUGAACCCUGGAGAGGUGAUUGAAGAUACUUAUGGCGGAGGAGGGGGAGAAUCUUGUGAGAUUCCUGUAGAAGUGAAGCCCAAGGCCCGCCUUCUCCGCAGUUCUUUCAGGCGUGGGCCAAGGGUUAUUGGAGCCAGUUUUAAAUCCACUGCCUCAGUGGACCUGGAAUAUGCUGCAGAAUAUGAACGACUUAAGAAGGAGUAUGAGAUAUUCCGGGUUAGCAAGAAUAAUGAGAUUGCUUCCAUGCAGAAGAAAGAGGUGAAACUGGAUGAGGAGAAUAAACGGCUGAGGGCAGAGUUACAGGCACUUCAGAAGACAUACCAGAAGAUCCUAAGAGAGAAGGAGAGUGCGGUUGAAGCCAAAUACCAGGCUAUGGAGAGAGCUGCUACCUUUGAACAUGACCGAGAUAAGGUGAAAAGACAGUUUAAGAUCUUUAGAGAAACAAAAGAAAAAGAGAUCCAGGAUUUACUCAGAGCCAAAAGAGACCUUGAGGCCAAAUUUCAAAGAAUGCAAGCCCAUGGAAUACAAGUGUUUGACCCUGGUGAAUCGGAUACUGAUGACAAUGACACUGAAGUGACAGUCCCGGGAACGCAGUGUGACUACUGGACCAGCGGAGCCUUAGGCAGCGAGCCAUCCAUGGGCAGUAUGAUGCAGCUUCAGCAGUCAUUUCGGGGCCCGGAGUUUGCUCACAGUUCUAUUGAUGUCGAAGGGCCAUUUGCAAAUGUAAACAGAGAUGAUUGGGACGCAGCGGUGGCCAGCUUGCUACAGGUCACGCCUCUCUUCUCGCAGUCUUUGUGGAGCAAUACUGUGCGCUGUUACCUGAUAAACACGAAGGAUACUCAGACUGAAGUGGACGUUUUCCUGAGGGAACACUCUCCGAAGCUUCAGAGGAUGUGUGAAACGUUGGGCUACUUCUUCCAGGUGGUGCAUUUUCCCGAGGAAUGUGAAAACUAUUAUGAUGCUGUGCGGAAGUGGGAAAUUGAGAAAAGUUCCCUGGUGAUCAUAUUUAUGCGUUCCUCCUUCGAUAGCGUACAAUGCAGUUCUGUCUGGGAAGACUGUAAGGAAGCAUUCCUGAAAAAUACUGAGGGCAAGCCGAGAAUUGUUUAUCACAAAACAGAGGAUGGCGCAGGAAUCUCCGACUGCAUCCAGCAGCUAAUGGAGGAGGAUCCGAAUAAAGCAAAUAAAACAAAGAUUAUUGAGCACGAUGGAGAGCCUGAAGAAGGGGCUUAUAAAACCUACUGUCAUGUAGAGCAAGUCAUAAAACAGGAUUUGUUGGGUGUUGAGAUCUCUGACCCUGAUGCCAAAGAUGAUCCUGCAGUUCAAGAAGAUGAUGACUUUGGGGAUGUUUUAUGGGAUGUCCAUGAUGAACAGGAGCAGAUGGAGACUUUUCAGCAUGCAUCCCAGUCUACAUGUGAGCUGGGGUUUGACAAAUACUAUGAUCGCUUGAAUGAUUUAGUAGCUGCUCCUGCCCCCAUUCCCCCACUGCUAAUAUCAGGAGGACCCGGUUCUGGAAAAUCUCUACUCCUUUCAAAGUGGAUCCAACUUCAGCAGAAACAUUCACCAAACACUCUUAUGUUGUAUCAUUUUGUUGGAAAACCAAUGUCAACCAGCUCCGAGCCGGCUUUGAUCAUAAAGAGACUGACCCUGAAGCUUAUGCAGCAUUCCUGGUCAGUAUCAUCACUUUCCAUGGAUCCGGGAAAGUUCUUGGAAGAAUUUCCCCACUGGCUUGAGAAGCUUUCCAUUCGCUAUCAAGGCAACAUCAUCAUCAUCAUUGACUCCAUUGAUCAAAUAGAGCAAUCGGAAAAGCACAUGAAAUGGCUGAUUGAUCCCUUACCAGUAAAUGUUCGUGUAAUUGUCUCUGUAAAUGUUGAAACUUGUCCCCAAACCUGGAGAUUGUGGCCAACUCUCCAUCUGGAUCCACUGAACCCAAAGGAUGUGAAGUCUCUCAUAAAUGUUGAGUGCAGUGCAAAAAAUAUUUUGUUAACCAAAGAACAGGAGAGAAGACUGGAGAGACAUUGUCGAUCUGCUACAACCUGCAAUCCUCUAUAUGUAACUUUGUUAGCUAAAAUACUGAUCUGGGCUGCAAACAUGGGGGACGUUACAGAUGUCUUGCAGCUUUGUCUACAGUGUCAGGAUACAGUAUCCUUGUAUCGACUUGCACUACACACAGUGCAGGAAUUUCUGCCCACUGCAAAAGACAAGGAGCUCAUGAGAGAGAUUUUGUGUCUGAUCAGUGUAAGCCACAAUGGAGUGAGUGAAUAUGAACUGAUGGAGCUCUGCACUGGGCUGACCUGGCCAAUAUUGACAUUUUUGGUUCAUCACCUUCAUAAGAUGGUUGUACUUAGAUAUAGCUGUGGACUACUCCAGUUUCAACAUCUUCAGGCAUGGGAAGCGGCCAGACUGGAGUAUAUGCAAGGAGGGCCCAAUAUUGUGUCUGAGUACCGAGAGAAACUCAUCCAGUAUUUCACCACACAGUUAAGUCGGGACAGAGUGACAUGGCGGAGCGCCGAUGAGCUCACGUGGUUAUUCCAGCAACAAGGGGAGAAACAGAAGCUCCACAGAUGUCUCAUGAACUUGUUUGUAUCACAGAAUCUUUACAAAAGGGGACAUUUUGCUGAAUUGCUCAAUUACUGGCAGCUUGUUGGGAAAGACAAGAACUCGAUGGCCACAGAAUACUUUGACGCUCUGAAGCAAUAUGAAAAAAACUGUGAAGGAGAAGAGAGCAUGACAUGUUUGGCAGACCUGUAUGAAACACUAGGGCGUUUUCUCAAGGACUUGGGUCUCCUUAGUCAGGCCGUGACACCUCUCCAGCGAUCAUUAGAGAUCAGAGAGACUGUCCUCGAUCCGGAUCACCCCAGUGUGGCUCAGUCUCUGCACCAGCUGGCAGGGGUCUAUGUGCAAUCCAAGAAAUUUGGAAAUGCGGAACAGCUUUAUAAACAGGCUCUAGAAAUAAGUGAGAAUGCCUAUGGCAGUGAACACCUGAGAGUAGCCUGGGAGCUUGAGGCGUUAGCUGUGUUGUACCAGAAGCAGAACAAGUAUGAGCAAGCUGAACAACUGAGGAAAAGAUCAUUCAAAAUUCGACAGAAGGCCGCAAGAAGGAAAGGGAGCGUGUAUGGGUUUGCUCUGUUAAAGCGUCGUGCGCUUCAGCUGGAGGAACUAACACUGGGCAAAGACACUUCAGAUAACGCAAGAACCCUGAACGAACUGGGAGUUUUAUAUUAUUUGCAGAACAACCUAGAAACAGCAGAAAUGUUUCUUAAGCGCUCCUUGGAAAUGAGGGAACGCGUGCUUGGUCCAGAACAUCCGGACUGUGCUCAGUCUUUAAAUAAUCUAGCAGCUCUCUAUAAUGAGAAGAAGCAGUAUGACAAAGCAGAGGAACUGUAUGAGAGAGCGUUAGACAUCAGGAGGAGGGCGCUAUCUCCAGACCACCCUUCACUGGCCUAUACUGUGAAGCAUCUUGCUGUGCUCCACAAAAGAAAGGGGAAGCUUGAUAAGGCGGUGCCUCUUUAUGAGCUGGCUGUGGAAAUCCGUCAGAAGUCAUUUGGCCCAAAACACCCCAGUGUUGCUACUGCGUUGGUGAAUCUUGCAGUAUUGUACUGUCAAAUGAAAAAACAAGUGGAAGCGUUACCUCUAUAUGAGCGUGCCAUGAAGAUUUAUGAAGACAGCCUUGGUCGAAUGCACCCCAGAGUUGGAGAAACCCUGAAAAACCUUGCUUUAUUAAGGUAUGAAGAAGGGGAUUUUGAAAAAGCAGCUGAGCUUUAUAAAAGAGCAAUGGAAAUCAAAGAAGCAGACACAUCUGUAUUAGGCGCAAAGGCUCCUUCUGGCCAUUCUUCUAGUGGAGGAGACACCUACAGCCUCAGGAAUACCUUACCAGUGAAUGCAUUCACUGAACCAUGAGAUCACUAUCACCUAGAAAGGUAGAUGAUCUGAAACACAAGCCUGACCUCAUCAUCAUCGGCACUACAGACAUCAGCUAUGCAUCUCAGUUUCUAUUAUGUCCCAAGGACCAUCCUGUAUCAUUUCUUCAGUGCCUUCAAAUCACACAAUCAGUAUUUGAAUGGAGCCUUUCAUCACAAGGAAUUGUGUGUGUGUGUGUGUGUAGACUUGAACCGAAGAAAAUAUUUCAGUGUCUGCCAUGUAAUGGUUUUUAGCAAAUCCUAAUAUAAGCCAGGUUUCAUGGUUAUAAGAGAGCGAGGCAUUUCCUUCUGAAGGGUUCUGAUGUUCUGUUGGAGGUAGGACAUUCUUUCCUGGGGAAGAUACAUCCAAGCCAGGUUUUCUGUGGGGGAAGAAGAGAGGGUGGACAAUGGUGUUUUAUCACCAAACCAAGUUGGGGUAUUCAGAAUGAUUUGAAGGCUAUCCAGGUUUGGGGCAGGACUGUGGCAACUUGAGGAGUGGUUGCCAGGAAAGAUGGUAGAAUUGCAAACUAAGUGACAAGACUGGAUUCAACCUUGGUAAGUCAGGCAUCUUGGGAUGUGGAGGUUUGUGUCCUUGAUGCCCUUUGAUGUGAGGAAUUAGCCUUGCUCCUUGGAGACAUUUACUGUCCUCAAUGGCUCUAUCCAAAAGCAAAAGCACCUAUACAUAAGGGUUGAAAUGCUUUAGGCCCAGCCCAGGAUAGGCCAAACUAUUCCAUCUUUUAAGACACAGCAAAAAGGAUGGAUUAGAAUUCUUAGAACCUUUCUCCCAAAAGAACAGGAACAAUUACUCCUUGAAAAAGAGAGUACAUAAUUUAUAGCAUAUGGGAUAUUUUUCCUUAUAUUAUGUAACUGAACUGCUGCAGAAACUCUUUUUGAAGAAGAAAUAGUAAGCCAGAGAUUAGACAAGAUUAACAUGACCUACUUAAAGGGUUUCUGUCGCCCCAAUUUUCGCUAUUAAACAGGCUGACAUUGUAGAAGUGAAAAUGUCACCUGAAUUUAACUCUGCAUUUCUUUUAUUUAAGUAUG
Molecule: messenger RNA, 5074 nt
Organism: Bufo bufo (common toad)
Lineage: Eukaryota; Metazoa; Chordata; Amphibia; Anura; Bufonidae
Gene: NPHP3
Product: nephrocystin 3
Exons: 28
Coding region: 114-4031 (1305 amino acids)
Biological process (GO): determination of left/right symmetry; convergent extension; kidney development
Molecular function (GO): protein binding
Source: RefSeq, a predicted model, not a curated record